Tupaia belangeri chinensis (Chinese tree shrew) is the source of this 3364-nucleotide messenger RNA. RefSeq names its product adherens junctions associated protein 1 (gene AJAP1). Gene Ontology annotation, cellular component: cell-cell contact zone; cytoplasmic side of plasma membrane; adherens junction. The record is from RefSeq and is a predicted model, not a curated record. Bases 68 to 1306 code for a protein of 412 amino acids. Gene Ontology annotation, molecular function: beta-catenin binding. Lineage: Eukaryota; Metazoa; Chordata; Mammalia; Scandentia; Tupaiidae. The transcript is spliced from 7 exons.
CGGCGCGAGCACCGCGCAGAUGGCCGGGGCGAGCAGGGUCUGAGGCUCCGCUCCACGAAACGUGACCAUGUGGAUUCAACAGCUUUUAGGACUCAGCUCCAUGUCCAUCCGCUGGCCGGGCUACGCCCUUGGAAGCCAUGCUUGGAUACUUAUAGCCAUGUUUCAGCUCGCUGUGGAUUUCCCCACCUGCGAGUCCCUGGGCCCGGGCCCUGAAUUCCGGCUUCUGCCACGUCCCUCGCCCCGGCCCCCCCGGUUGUGGAGACUCAGAAGUGGACAGCCAGCGCGGAUCCCCAUGCCUGCCUGGAGCCCCCGGCCGCCUCGUGUGGAACAGCGGCUUCAUGGGCAGAUGCAGACAACCCGCACCAGGCGGGCUCACAGACCCAGGGAGCAAGUGGCCGCCCUUGUGCCCAAAGGUGGGCUUGCCAAACCCCCUGCUGCUGCCAAAUCCAGCCCUUCCCUGGCUGCCCCCUCCUCAUCCUCAUCCUCCUUAGCGGCUGGUGGGGCCCCCGAACAGCAGAGCCUCCUAAGGAGGGGGAAGCGGCACCUGCAGGGGGGCGGUUUCAGCAGCUUUCGCUUCAGAGGCGGCAGGCCCACCACAGAGACGGAGUUCAUUGCCUGGGGGCCCACGGGGGAUGAGGAAGCCCUGGAGUCCAACACUUUUCCGGGCAUUUAUGGUCCUACUACAGUCUCCAUCUUACAAACACGGAAGACAACUGUGGCUGCCACCACUACCACCACCACCACCGCAGCCACCUCCAUGACUCUGCAGACUAAGGGGUUCACUGAGUCCCUGGAUCCCCGGAAAAGGAUCCCCAUUGGGGUUAGCACAACAGAGCCUUCCACCAGUCCCAGCAACAAUGGGAAAGACAUCAAGCCCCCAAGGAUUCUGGGGGAGAGCUCAGGUUUGGCUGUGCAUCAGAUCAUCACCAUCACCGUCUCCCUCAUCAUGGUCAUAGCUGCUCUGAUCACAACUCUUGUCUUAAAAAAUUGCUGUGCCCAAAGUGGGAACACUCGUAGGAACAGCCACCAGCGGAAGAUCAACCAGCAGGAAGAGAGCUGCCAGAACCUGACCGACUUCACCCCAGCCCGGGUGCCCAGCAGUCUGGACAUCUUCACGGCCUAUAAUGAGACCCUGCAGUGCUCACACGAGUGUGUCAGGGCCUCAGUGCCCGUGUACACUGAUGAGACAUUGCACUCGACGGGGGAGUACAAAUCUACCUUUAAUGGAAACCGACCCUCCACUUCCGAUCGGCAUCUUAUUCCUGUGGCCUUUGUGUCUGAGAAAUGGUUUGAAAUCUCCUGCUGACUGGCCGAAGUCAUUUUUACCUCCUGGGGGCAGGGCAGACGCCAUGUGACUAUUUCAUGGAUUCCGUUGGUGAACCUGUAAAAACAAAACAAAACAAAAAACACAAAACCUAAAACUAAACUAUAUAAGGGGGAGGGUCCCCGCACCUACCACUUCUGUUUGCCGGUGGGAAACUCACAGAGCAGGACGCUCUAGGCCAAAUAUAUUUUUGUAAAAAUGCUCAUGCCUACGGGUGACUGCUUUCUCCCAGAGUUUUCUUUGGAGAACAGAAAGAAGAAAGACAAGGAAGAAACUGGAGACAGAGAGAAAAAGAGACCUAGCAAAAAGGACAGGAGGAUGCACCUGACGCCUGGGAUUUGUACUACGAUUCUGAACCUGUGCCAAUAAUACCAUUAUGUGCCAUGUACUGACCCGAAAGGCUCGGCCACAGAGCCGAAGCCCAGCAAAUCACGCGUAGAAAUCUUACAGAAAACAGGGGUGGGAAUCUCUUCCAAUAGAGUCACUAUUUCUGGUUAAUAUACAUAUAUAAAUAUAUAAAUACAAACAGACACACACACACUUUUUUUGUACUGUAGCAAUUUUUGAAGAUCCUAAAUGUUCCUUUUUAAAAAAAAUGAAAUUGUGUUAUAGGUUACAAAAUCUGAUUUAUUUAACAUGCUUAGUAUGAUCAGAAUAAACCAGUGUUUUCUACUUUGACAACUCAUAUCACACACAUUCUGCACAUGCCCACACACAUACACACAUACCUGCACACACAUACACACACACACACGCACACAUAUCUACACAUCUAUUGGAAAUACAAUUCCACAAGUGAGCAUAUUACUUCCGGUGACCUGGUAUUUCAUCACUGCUCAUCCCAAGAGACAGCCUUGACCCAGACAACAAGCCCUUGAGUGACACACCCUGCAUUUGCUAGAUAUUUGCCCCAUUUGGAUCAUUUCUUCCUCCUACUUCCCUGGAGAAACAAGAUGGUGGGUACUGGAGCCCAGGACAGGGUUACUCUCCAGUUAAAAUUACAUAAAUAGAAAGCAGAACAACAACAAAGCCUCAUGUGAACUACAAUGACCUUGUUGAUUAAGUUUACUUAACCAUUGAUGGAUAGAUCGACUAGAGAUGAAUGGGACUAAAAAUCAGUAUUCAGUCAUGUCAUACCUAUCUCUUCAAAUGUGAAUAAGCCCCAGACAGUGUUGCACUGCAUAUUGGAAGAAGUUCUAAAGGCCAUACAUUGAUGAUUUUUUUAAAGUCUUAACAUUUUUCUCAAAAGGAAUAAACAUUUACUGCAAAAUGUUUAGAAAACACCAAUAAGUAAGAAGAAGGGAAACAUCUGAAACCUUUCAGUCAUUGUUUAAUUUGUUGGAAAUUAUUCAUUAUUCAUUAAAGGCUGAAUGUGUGGGGACAAGUCAUAGCGAUCUCUCCAUGGUUAACAUAGGUGAUCAAUCUGGCUCCAAUGUGUGUUUUACAAAAAGUCGCAUCAGCUUUCAAAUACAUCCUUGGCAGUUUAACUUGUCAUUGACUAAACUUGUCAUUGCUCAUAGAGUGUCUAUGAUUAAGUGGAAAAGGCAGUCAACCAUUUGGAUGUUGGCUUUCACAUCAUCAAGCAUUGGCCAUUGGACACAUCUGGGCAUUGGGAUGGAAUAAACAAAAUAGAGAAACAUCCAAAUCCUUGACUGGAUUUUUCAUUUGGGAGCAUUUAUCUAAGAGUCACAGGUCUGAGAAACAGAAGGAUCCAUUUCCAUUUUGAUGCUCCUAGUGUGUUUGAAACAACACUUGAGUUUACCAGGUCUCAGCACCUAAAUUUAAAUGGAGCCCAUUUUUCCCUCCUCCACAUCAGCUCACACAUGGAACUAGAAACUCACAAACCAUGAACCUGAACCACAGGACAAGAAAUUAACCAACAAUGGCCACAGUGGCCUCUUUUAUCACAAGUUUUAAGUUGAAUGUUUCAGAACUUUAUUUUCCCCCUUUAUUCAUGUAUAGCAAAACUGGGUUUAUUUUGAUUUCCCUAAAUUAUUUUCUGAUACAAUAAACUGUUAACUGUUUAUUUAUACUUUUACA